This is a messenger RNA of Microthlaspi erraticum, 1140 nucleotides long. The record is from the annotation of a GenBank genome assembly. NCBI's taxonomy places the organism in Eukaryota, Viridiplantae, Streptophyta, Magnoliopsida, Brassicales, Brassicaceae.
AUGCUUAAGCUCAUGAUCUUGCCGACUCAAACGGCUAAGUACUCUUCCAAUGCCUUGGUUGAGCAACUUAGUUUGGGACCUUGUAACUUGGCGAGUUGGUAUGGUCAGUGCUUCCUCUGGUACAAGCUGCUCCUCUGCUUCAAGCUCUCCAGCUGCUUCCUGGUCCAAGUCUUUAGCAACCUCCUCCAUGAUCAUAUCAGUUUGCCAAGUGAAGACCCCAUUGACCACCUUGAUGAGUUUGAUAGGCUUUGUGAUUUGACAAAGAUCAAUGGUGUCUCUGAAGAUGCCAUCAAGCUGAGACUCUUUCCUAUGUCUCUAGCUGACAAAGCUCACCAAUGGGAGAAGAGCUUGCCCCAUGGCACAAUCACCACUUGGGAUGAAUGCAAGAAGGCCUUUCUUGCUAAGUUUUUCUCCACCGGUCGCACAGCCAAGCUUAGAGGAGAGAUAUCCAGCUUCAUCCAGCGAAACAAUGAGACAUUCGCAGAGGCUUGGGAGAGGUAUAGGGAGAUGCUAGACACAGCUAGCAAUGGGAACUUCCUCAACCAGGAUGUAGAUGAUGGCUGGCAACUUGUGGAGAACAUAGCUAACUCAAAUGGAAGCUAUGGAGAAGAGUAUGAUCGCACCAACCGGAGCUCGACCCACCACUCGAUCGAGUCAGACGAAAAGUUGAGAAAAGAUGUUAAGGCAUUGAAUGAGAAGUUGGAUAAGCUGAUCCUAGCUCAGUCCACAAUGAAGAAAGUCAACUUUGUGUCUGCUGAGGAGAUGGAACCAGUCCAAGAAGGGGAGGAUACACAAUUUGCUGAGGACCAAGUCUAUCCUCAACAACAAGCAGCUCGAUCGAGUCAAGCCACAACAUGGGUAUGGUCAAAAGAACAACUACCAAGGCCCCAAGGGACUUUUCCUGGUCAGCAAAUGCACAUACCACCUGGCUUUCCCCACCAACCACCCCAGCCUGCACCUACACCUGAGAAUGAGACCAGCUCGACCACCUACUCGACCACCCGGUCGAGUUUCCCAACUCGACCGGCCAAGCUUCAACUCGAUCGAGCUGAGAAGUCAACAGUCAAACCCGAAAAAUGUUCCUUCCCCCUUGACUUUCCUUUGACCCUAAACCUAAAUUCUCUUGUAUUUAAAGGCUGA